AGCCACGGGUUCUGACAACAAUUGUUGAGACCGUGCAGUAGGCUGCUGUGUGGCAGGAGGCGGCCGGCCAGCGGAGAAUGGGGUGGAGACUCUCGGCUUAACAGCUGCGAGGGGGCAGGAAGCAGCGAGGCAGCAGAUGAGAGAGACACAGAGACACGGCCAAGGCAGACAAGACACACACAUUUAUAAAUCUGUGCUUUUUGUGAUCUGUCAGUCACGUCACUGGUGCCAGUCUGCGUUAAUUUCACCACCCCCCCGUUAGUCUGCUGUUUAUUUCCGACCGAGCGAGAAAAAAUCAGCGACGCGCUGAGAGUCACACAGUGGCAUUCGCUGUGGCGCGCCGCGGCUAUAAAUCGCUGCAUUUUAUUAUAUUUUUUUCGUGAGAUAUUUCCCCUACAGUAUUUAGGGGAAAUUAUCCGCGAGAUCAGCCCAAGCUGAUGAUCCCCCGCAGAGCAGGACCCCAGGGUGGACCGUAGUCUCCGCGAGGCCGGCGAGUCGCGUUGUCUUCUCGUUAAACGACGACAAUAUCGUGACUGUCGCCACAUAUUCGACGCUCUUCGGCUGUUUUAUCUUCUUCAUCAUCAUCGCUGCCGCCGCCGCCGCCUUCGAGGUCCGAGCCGAGGAGCUGGAGGAUGUGCUGAGGAGGCGCUCGUUUCCGGGCACAUGGACCAGGACUUGAGUGCCCCAAAGUGGACUGGAGAGGAGUCUGAUGGAGAGACUGAGUCAGAUGAGUUUUUCUGCGGGGUGCAGGUGAAUGCAGAUGGAGAGACACAUCGCCAUCCACAGCUGGAUGCCGACAUCGAAAGUGUGAGAGAGAAAUAUGGGGAUGGUGCUGUCCAGAUCAGGGAGUAUGGAGCCAUUGAUGAUGUGGCUGUUGAUCUUCAUAUCAAUGUGGGAUUCUUGGAUGAGGAGAUUGCGACGGCUUGGAAGGUGAUGCGAACUGAGGCGGUUGUUCUACGCCUCCACUUUUCGCUGUCUCAGUAUUUGGAUGGCCCAGAGCCAAGCGUUGAUGUAUUUCAGCCUUCAAACAAAGACAGUUUUGGAAUUGGCCUUCAGCUCAAAAAAGUCCUCAAGGCCUUUGUGUCACAGCAGUGGAAGCACCUGAGCAAUGAUUGCUUGCAGAGCCAGCACAGCAAGCGACUCAACUUGCUCAAGUCCAGCAGGAAUGCCAAAAAGCUCCGCUCGCCGCUCAGUCUGCUCUCCCACCUGCACAGGUCCCCAAGCUUCCUCUUCCACCAGGAUGGAGGAGGCCGUGGCAAACGGAAUCUGGAACAGAACGGAUCCUCCCAGCAGGGAAAUGCAACAAAAACUCUUCCAAUAUUAGAACACGGCUUUCUUGUUCAGACCAUGCUGUAUGGCGAACAAAGAAUACCAACCCUUAACGAGUUCUGCGUAGUGUGCGACGAGCCACACGUGUUUCAGAAUGGCCCCAUGCUCAAGCCGGCUGUUUGCGCCCGGGAACUCUGCGUCUUCGCCUUCCAGACGCUUGGAGUGAUGACGGGUGCUGCUGCUGAAGUGGCCACAGGCCCAGAGGUUGUGGACCUGUUAUUGGCCAUGUGCCGAUCAGCACUGGAGUCUCCCCGCAAGAGUAUUAUUUUUGACCCCUAUCCAUCUGUCGUCGACCCAAACGACCCCAAAGCCCUUGCCUUCAACCCCAAGAAAAAAAACUACGAGAGAUUGCAGCGCGCAUUGGACAGCAUCAUGUCGGUGAGAGAAAUGACCCAGGGAUCCUAUUUGGACAUCAAAAAGCAAAUGGACAAGCAGGACUCUCUGGCACACCCCCUUCUGCAGUGGGUAAUUUCCAGUAACCGCUCCCACAUUGUGAAGCUGCAAAGCAGUCGGCAGUUGAAGUUCAUGCACACUCCGCACCAAUUCCUGCUGCUCAGCAGCCCACCGGCCAAGGAGGCCCGCUUCCGCGCUGCCAAGAAGCUCUACGGCAGCUCGUUCGCCUUUCAUGGAUCACACACGGAAAACUGGCACUCGAUUCUGCGAAACGGUCUCGUGAACGCCUCCUACACCAAGCUCCAGCUUCAUGGAGCUGCCUAUGGAAAGGGGAUCUACUUGAGCCCCAUCUCCAGCAUUAGCUUUGGCUACUCUGGGAUGGGGAAGGGACAGCACAGGAUGGAAUCGAAAGAGAAACUGGUACAGAAUUGCAACCGGGUCAACACCACACCACAGAUAAAAACCAUGCAGUCGAGGUUUUUGCAGAGCCGGAAUUUAAACUGCAUUGCACUCUGCGAAGUCAUCACAUCGAAGGACCUGCAGAAGCAUGGAAACAUCUGGGUGUGCCCCAUGUCUGAUCACGUCUGCACUCGCUUCUUUUUUGUGUACGAAGAUGGGCAGGUUGGCGACGCGAACAUCAACACACAGGACCACAAGGUGCAAGCGGAGAUUCUGCGCAUCUUGGGAAUGCAGUCCGUUUCCCUGUGACCCCGACGUAGCUGUGCCCUGUCGGGCAGGGUUGACAGCAGGUGUUGCUGGUGGAAAGCCGCGUCUGGGAACUGGAACUUCACUGGAACUGACGGUUACACUGAUUACUUGCACAACAGCUUAUAAAAAAAUAACAAGGGCAAAUGAAAUGUAAACUAACGAGUGGCAUAUAUAGUCGUCCAGGGGCCAAAAUUUUAAACACAACUGCCAAGCGUUAGUGUGUUUUUUUUCCUCCGUGCCAAAUUAAUCUUUGAAUAUGAAAAUACCAAUUAAUAAAGUGGUGUAAACUAAAAAAAUAUUGUACACAAUUUUAAAUUAAAGUGCAUCCCACUUAUUGUAUUUAACAGGGCUCACUUGUACAUGCAUUAUUUGGUUAAAUCGAAGAAACCACCCCGACCUAAAAUUCACAGGUUGGAUUUUUGUAGGUUUUCCCGUCUGUUUGGCAAAAAAAAAUAUUGCCUAUUUAUCCUUUGAUUUAUGCCUGCAAUGUUAUGCUGCUUUAUAAAUGUAAAAUAAAUUUUGAGGUCUUAAAUGAGCAGCAGUAUUGUCAGCUCAUGUUUUCUUUCCAGUGAGAACCAAUUCAGUUUUUCUGCUGGAUUAGACAUUCCCCUUUCCUAACUAUAAGUUGCAAGUCUUUACGUUGAUGUGCAAGUUAAGUACAUAUUAUUAAGCUGUUAAUAAUGUAAGUAUGUUGACAGUGUAUAAAUAACAAUUUCAGGUUUAUUGGUGACCUUUUAGAAGAAAAUACAUUUCAGAAAUUCUGCUUUAGCUUCCUCAAAAUUACAAUAACUGCGGUUGAUCUUGAUAUGUCAGACAUUCCACACAAAUGUGUUUGCAGUAUGUUUUCCUGAAGUGGAAACUCAAGUCUGGAUGAUAUUUCUAUGAAUGUGUACUUACCACUUAUCAAAACAAUUGCCAUGUUCUUUUAGAAGCAGGUAGCUUAUUCGUUAUGUUAUAAUGUGUUUUUUUAAAUACCGGAUAUAUGUUUUAAACAGAUUUUAUUGUUUGUCUCAUUUAUUUUGUAUCCAAAGAGUAGAAAUAAGCACUCAUGAAGACAUUCACGGUUCACCUGGGUGGUGCGUUGAAAGUUUACUUUGUUCUAUUUUACAUAUUUGUUUAUAUUCGUUGACAGCUGCGUGUAGACUAGUCCUGAUCACCCUAUACAUCCCACAGGCCACGCGGUGGGGAAUCUCCCGUCUGUAUCGUUUCCGUCUCUACGUGCGUUGUGUGUGGGCCGUUCCGAUGCUUCGCACGGCAUUUUGCCGACUAGGGAUUAGAGGCAGCCCUUGCUGCGAAGAAUUGCAGAAUGAAGCGAGUUUUUAUUCAGAUGAUUGUGGACUGUACUUUGCCCUUUCUAUUAAACAUAAUUAAAACGCCGACUGCUGAAUUGCCA
Molecule: messenger RNA, 3823 nt
Organism: Petromyzon marinus (sea lamprey)
Lineage: Eukaryota; Metazoa; Chordata; Hyperoartia; Petromyzontiformes; Petromyzontidae
Product: protein mono-ADP-ribosyltransferase PARP6-like
Molecular function (GO): NAD+ poly-ADP-ribosyltransferase activity
Source: RefSeq, a predicted model, not a curated record